AGUGAAACAUCUAUUGGACUUCUCUUGACUUGAGUGAAGACUUGUUGUUAAACUCUGUGAUUGUCAAUGGCAUCUCCUCCUCCAUCAUCACCACCGGAGAAGCCUCCUCUUCCUCCUAACAUAUUCCUCUCUGAAGACGAUCUCUUUUCAGAUGAAUGUCGUAAUCCCAAUUACGACACUGGAUUUCAAACUGCUCCUUCUUCUCCACCACACACUAAUCUUCCUACAGAUUCUUUACCACCCCACAAAGAAAGUACCGUUGAAAUAUCUUUUCCUUCUUCACCAAAGUUGUUGCAACAGCCAAAUAUAGGCCCUUUUCCGGAUCCACUUCAAGGAAGAGAUGCUGUACCGAGUCAUCAUUUGCUCAAAUUUGAGAAUUUCUCAUUGCUCUCAAAAGCUUCGAUAGAGAAAUACAGCUCGGAGUUUGAAGCAGGAGGCUACAAAUGGAACUUGUGUAUCUACCCAACUGGGGACAAGAACAAGGAUGGGGAAGGCCAUAUUUCUAUUUACUUGGAAAUGGUGGAAACAAGUUCUCUGCGUGCUGGUUGGGAAGUUAAUGCAAUUUUCAAUUUCUUCGUAUUCGAUCAGCGUCGGGACAAGUACUUUAGUGCUCAAGAUGUGACGGUACGGCGAUUUCACUGUCUGAAGACACAAUGGGGUAUCGUCAAAUUCAUCGAUCUGGAAUCUUUUAACGAUCCUUCGAAUGGUUACCUUGUCAACGACACCUGCAGUUUCGGUGUUGAGGUCUUCAUCGUUAAAACUACAACUAAAGCAGAGAGUCUAUCAAUGAUAAACAAUCCUCCGACUCGCAAGAUUGCUUGGACUUUCGCUAAUGUUUCGAAAACAAAAUGUCAAUGUUAUGAAACCGAACUAUUUGUUGCUGGAGACUACAAAUGGAGGUUUUUGUUAUAUCCAAAUGGAUACCAAGAGGAAGGCAAGAGGAACAACAAUAUUACCUUGGCUGUAGAAUUGGAUUCUUCAACUCUUCCAUUUGGCUCUAAAAUAUUUGUGCAUUACACUUUCCGCGUGGUAGACCAAAAGAAAGGCAAUGAUGUUGAACGAAGUGAUAGCAAACUGAUAUCAUCUGCUGCUCGAGGUUUCCGCGAUUUCAUGUCUCAAGCCAAAUUUAAAGAUUUAGAAAAUGGUUUUCUGGUGGAUGACAAAUGCGAUAUAGAGGUAGAGCUUAAAGUACUUGGCUUAGUUACACUAGAAUAGUAAAAUACUAGCUUUCUUUAGUUUUCUCUUCUUUUAUUUUCUUAAUGCUUUAGCUUAUGACUUGUAAACAUAUUCUUAAAUUGCUUUUUAAGAUGUAAAACUGCUUAUUAUGACUGGAUGCUCUGCAUUUUCUCCCUCUUAAAAGGUAAUGCUUGGGUAUUCUCUUGAGUUAUUUUAGAGCAUAUUCUAUAAUUGAUGUGUCAAUUGUAAAUUUAAUA
Molecule: messenger RNA, 1433 nt
Organism: Morus notabilis
Lineage: Eukaryota; Viridiplantae; Streptophyta; Magnoliopsida; Rosales; Moraceae
Exons: 6
Coding region: 67-1215 (382 amino acids)
Molecular function (GO): protein binding
Source: RefSeq, a predicted model, not a curated record